Molecule: messenger RNA, 151 nt
Organism: Racocetra persica
Lineage: Eukaryota; Fungi; Glomeromycota; Glomeromycetes; Diversisporales; Gigasporaceae
Source: the annotation of a GenBank genome assembly
CCCGCUUCUUUUUGAAAAACUUUAUCAAAAAAAGUUUUCAUUAAAAGAGUUUAUUCAAAAUGUAUUCCUUUUAACGAUUAUGCAAAUUGUAUCAACCGAACACCGUGCUUUUGCUUGGGCAGUAGGUGCUAAACGCGCUGAAGAUGCUGAA